Molecule: messenger RNA, 413 nt
Organism: Chelmon rostratus (copperband butterflyfish)
Lineage: Eukaryota; Metazoa; Chordata; Actinopteri; Chaetodontiformes; Chaetodontidae
Product: melanoregulin-like
Exons: 4
Coding region: 1-366 (121 amino acids)
Biological process (GO): melanosome transport; melanocyte differentiation
Cellular component (GO): melanosome
Source: RefSeq, a predicted model, not a curated record
AUGAGAGACCAGGCUGACAAGGCUACAGAGGAAUGGGAGAAGCUGAAUUAUGACAUAUACACGUUGCGCUACGCCAGACGAGAAGUCAGAUCUCGGUGGAAGAAAAUCCUGCUGCAGCUCGGUUAUCAGUGCGAGGCAGAUGCCCUGCUGUGUGUGAACAGGCAGAGCCGGCUCAUCCGAGAGCAGGAGCAUCUCAACAAAGCGGCCGAACUGUUGCAACAGCUGCUGGACCACACCUCGCUGUUUCCUCCAGAGACCGGGCGCCAGAACAGAUACCUCUAUGUCAUGGACCGCCUGGUGUCACUGGACAGUGCUGAGGAGUUUGUCCGAUUGGCCAAAGAAAAAUAUCCCAAGAAAGUAGGUUGAGAGACAGAGAGAGGAAGAAGAAGAAGGCGGCAUAAAUGUUGAGGGAC